AUGCCGAGUACGGAGCCCGCACCGGCGGCCGCGCUGAAGGCGGCCAUUGAGAGGGCGGACGACGAGGCGUGCUUCCACCUGCUGACGGAGCUGGCCGGCGCCUCCGGCCACCUGCCGGGCCUGCUGCCCGCCACGUUCGAGGAGCUGGCGGCCAAGGGGCUGCCGCGCGCCGCCGUGAAGCUGGCGCAGCUGGAGUGCGGCAGUGCGGACCUGCGGGAGGCAUGCGACGCCACCCCGCAGGGCGGAUCCUACUUGCACGCGGCCGCGGCGGCCGGCGCCGGCGCGCCGGUGGUGGCCGCGCUGCUUGCCGCCGGCUGCGCCGUGGACGGGCGGUGCGCCGAGGGCGGCACUGCGCUGCACGCCGCCGCGCGGGCGGGGCACCUGGCCACCUGCACGGCCCUGGUGGAGGCUGGGUGCGACCCGCUGGCGCGCAACAGCAACGGGCGCACGGCCAGGGCGCAGGGCGGCGUGGGGGAGGCGGCGCGUGCGCUGCUGCAGGAGGCGGAGGAGGCGGGGCGGGAGCGCUGGCGGGCGCAGCAGGGGGCGCUAUGGGACGGCAAGAUGUCGGCAUGCCAGACUGCCAACGCCUGCCGCCUGGGCUGCCUCUAG
Messenger RNA from Chlorella variabilis, 609 nucleotides. RefSeq lists its product as hypothetical. Bases 1 to 609 code for a protein of 202 amino acids. NCBI's taxonomy places the organism in Eukaryota, Viridiplantae, Chlorophyta, Trebouxiophyceae, Chlorellales, Chlorellaceae. The record is from RefSeq and is a predicted model, not a curated record. The transcript has a single exon. Gene Ontology annotation, molecular function: protein binding.